GGCCGGAGGGAGACGGCAGCGCCGCUGUACGGUGGCCCGGAGCCGCGGCGACGCUCCGCUGCUCUCCCCCUCCCCCAGCGACAUGUGGAUGUGAGGCUCGGGCCCGGCGCUUCCGCAGUGAGAGUGUGGCUUCCCCGGGCGUUCGGCGGCGGGCGGGUUUUAGCUCAGUGCCGAGUCGGUGGCGACGAUGAUCACAUGAGCCCGGGGCCUUGUGCUGAAGCGGAGAGAGCGCGGUCCGGACUGAGUCCUGAAGAUGGGUCUUGGCCCGAGAUGUCAACUCUUUAUUCCUCUCCAUAGAUGCUGCCUGACCUGCUGAAUUCAAAGGUUCAAAGUUUUGUAUUGUCAACUAAAUGUAAAAGAUGGGAGGCAGGAAAUUAACAGAAGCUACAUCUUUUUCGGAGAACGAGAAAGAUUUUGAAGGUGAAGAGAAUGAACAAGAACAAGCUGAUGAUGGGUUGUUCAUUUCAACCACCGAUCAAAGUGACUGGUGCCCUAUCUGCCUGAAUGUUUUUGUGGAACAAGAAGUGGCUGUUCCUGAGAGCUGCUGGCACGUUUUCUGCCUGGGGUGUAUUCUUGCAUGGGCUGAAAAACUGAGUUCCUGCCCAAUAGAUAGAACGCCUUUCAGUGUGGUUUAUAAACGAGACAAUAUAAAGUGUAGCACAAAGAUUCCAGUCAGCACUUGCUUCAGUAAAAAUUCAAACCAGAAGGAGGGCAACAGUGGACAUAAUGUCGAUGUCUCAAGGGAACAUGAUGUUUUGAAUGAUGGAGUAUGCACAUGCCUAAAGGAAACAUGCAAAAGGCACUCUGACUGGCAACAAACUGAAUUUCGCGAUAUGCCAAACACAUCUGUCAUUGCCAACAACAAAAGGAGCAGGAAUCCCAGAAAGACUAAAAAUAAGUUUAACAGAAGGAAGCAUCGGCAGUCAUGUGUGAAGAAUGACCUGAACAGUUUCUCUCCACAGUAUGGGGAAUCAGAAAUGUCCCCUUCUCUGGCUGAAAACAGCACCGAGUUUGUUGACGUGUAUGAAGUUGCACCACUAAUCAGAGAGAAGCAAAGAGGACCUGAGUCACUUAGAUUGCCAUGGCGAAAUGUUCUUGCUGCUCUUACAACAGAAAUGUUGAGAUAUGAAACAGGCUUAAUUUCUGUUGAAAAUGAUGAAACAGCAACUGCUUUACCUCUGCGAGAUCUGACAUCAGGAGCUUCUUUUCUAUUGAACCCACUUGGAUUGGGGCGUUCUGUUAAUUUUCCUGGCCAGAAGUGUGCACUUGCAGGCACCAGAGGAGGUGGAGAGAAGAAGAAUAAGUCUGGCACAACAGGUAGUACAGAUGCAAGCACUUCUGAAGCUUCACAAGGCAGAAGACGAUCAAUGCGCAUCAGCAGAGCAGAAAACUCGGACAAAUGUGCCAGCUCAUCUCAAAGGCCUCAGUCAAGCUCGGGUACGGCGGUUUCCAAAGCACCUGUGGAAAGUACACAAACUCCGCCAAGGAAGGCUGGAAAGCAAAAAGCUGCCAAAAGAAAAUUAGAGAACGAACAAAGUAAAAUUCCCUCUAAUAAAAGGAAAACCAGGGUUACCCGUAGUUCCUACAAGAAAUCUGAUUCCGGUGGUUCAGACCCAAAUGAUAGUCCAGUUGCCAGUGAAACUGAGCCUCAACCUCAUACACCUGUCUCCAGUGAAAAGCAGGUGACAAGUAUGGAUGAUAGUAGUCCAAGCCAUUUAUCAGCUAAUGGUUGUAAUGAAACAGUUCCUUCAAAAGAAAAGCAUAAAGAGGAAGAAGUUACUGAAGCAGAGCGCAGUCAUGCUGAGGAUCCAAACCCAUCUGUUGAUGAAGUGGAUUCUACACGAAUUACUGACCCAGUUAACAGUGAAGACUCAGGAAAUGCAAAUCUUCCUCCAUCUACUGAAGCUGAAAAUUUCAUGGAACUUAACUCAGGAAAAGCAGCAGAAGAUAGUCACAAAGAAAUGGUCACCAUGGAAGCACAUCAUUUGAAAGAUGAGACGUAUUCUCUGAGUGUGGCUGUGCCCUGUACCAGUGCAUCCAAUAGCGAUCGAGCUGUUGGUCUCUCAAAAUUUCCUGAAUGCCCAUCAAAUAAAGAUUGUGAUCAGGUAAAAAGUAAUUCAACAGUAGAUCAAUAUUCUGAGGCAGAGUUUACAGAGGAGAGCAUGGGAAAUCCUGAACAAGUAUCUGAAUGUGUAGGUGUCUCUGAAAAGCAGCCAACUGUUGAAACUACAGGAAUACAUGAUGAUAGUACCCUCUCUGAGCAGAAAUUGUCAUUAGAUAGUAAUGAUUGUGAACACACUAAUAGAGCUGAGUCUGCAGAGAUGAAGGAAGGCCCAGGUGAGGGGGACCAUACGUCAGGUUAUAAAAGUGAUAUUGGUAAAGAGUCAUCAGCUGAAGUGCCUGAAAGUAUUGCAGGAAAUAGUGACCUGAUGAAUGAAACAUCUUUGGAGAAUAUCGAACCCAAGCUUGUGAAAACCGAGGAAACUGCAGAAUGUCUAGGUGCUGAUACAGAAUGUGAUUAUGGAAGUAUUGACCAGCAGGGUGCAGGGACACCUGAAACAUGUAUGAAAGAUAACAACCUGAAGCAGGAAGUGACCUCAGAGCAACUAAAGCAGGAGGAGAUUGACAUGCGUCCAAUGAAAGCUUUAGAUGCACCAGAAGACGUGUCUGAGAUUAAAAUAGGUGCUGGUCACAAAUUAUCUAUUGAAAACCAUAAAGACAUCAUGGAGAAUGUUAGCUUGAAGUCUGAAAUAGAUCCAGAGAACAUUGGACUUCAGUGUGACACGGAGCUGGAUGGAGUUUCAAGUAAUCGUAAUCGGGCAUCUGAUCCUAAAAGUGACUUUCAUCAGCAGUCAGUUGAUGAAAGACCUGCAAAAGAAGUGGAGAAUGAAUGUCCAAAAAUUGAAACCUCUUCAGAAGUACAGAGCCAUAUUCAAGUGAAUGCGGAGGCACAGGAAGAUAAAGCUAAAAGUGAAUUGUUUACUGAUGGGAUCAGCAGUGGUGUUCCUGAGGACUUCAAUGUGGAUAACAAUGAGGUAGUGGCUAUGGAAUGUGACUCGCCUGUCAAUGACCACCAAAUGCCUGAAGCUGAGCCGGAAUCUGGAAAAAACACAAAAGAGAGUGAAGUAAAUUCUAUUUUAUCCCUCAGUUCAACUCAUGAGCAAUUGCUACCAGAUUCCUCUGUUGAAAAUAUCAAUAAGGAAGGACCUCCUGAGACUGAACUUGAGAAAAGGUCAGAACAGAAAGAAAAAGACAUUCCACGUCGCAAAUCUAGAUUCCAUGCAGCAUCCACAACUUGGUCUCCAGAAAGGGAAAGAAAACGUGAACCUAAGAGAUCUAGUUCAGAGUUCCAGGGAAAAUCUGCACCCACAGCUCAGGAAUGGCCCGUGCCCGUACCUGAAGAGAGCUCUGGCUCCAAACCACGGGGAAGAUCUGGUUCCCGGGGCAGAUCUGGCUCCAAGUCGAGGCCACGUUCCAAAUCACAGGGCAGGUCACGAUCCAGGUCACAGUCACGGUCCCGGUCCCGGGAAAGAUCAAGGUCUAGAUCUAGAACACAGGGGAGAUCCAGGUCACGGUCACGGGGAAGGUCCAGGUCUAGGUCACGGGGGAAAGACCAUUAUAGUCAUUUGGACAGACCUACACAUGAGCGAACUCGUUCAUGGGGGGAUGAUGGUGACCGAAAUGUCCCAACAUCUCCAUCUUGCAAGAAAAGGUCUAGGUCUCCAAGCAAGGAGAGAAGCAAGGAAGAGACUCCCAGUGAAAGUGGGAAAGCAGAAGCAGACAAGGGAAGAAAAGGUAGGCAGCGUUCUAGAUCUAGGUCGAGAUCCAGAAAAAGGUGUUAUUCUGGAGACAAAGAGGAUAAACCUGCUUUUUCUCCAGGCAGGAGGGACAGGAAUAUGGAUGACAGCUGGAGAAAUACGCGAGGAAAGGAUAGAUUCAGGAUGAACGAUUGGGAUAGACCGAGGGGGUUUGAUAGGUUCAGAAAAGAUAAUCGGAAUAGAGAAUUUCACCAGAUGUCCAGAUACCCAAAUGAGCAGUUAGCUGGAGAUACAAAUGAGUAUUUAGAUGACAGGAACCCUGAAUGGGUAAUGGAACAAAUGCAGCCAUCAUCUGACGUUCGUAUGAGAGAAAAUGAAUACAGGAAUGAUGCCAAGUGGGAAGAAAACAGAUAUGAAAGGGAUGAUUCUUGGACAAAUAGGAAUUUUGUCCCUGGCUGGAAGCGUGGGCGUGGACGUUUUCGGGGAGGACCAUUUCGUGGUGACCAAAGUGAAAUUCCGUGGCAAAAUCGAAGGUCAAAUUUCUCAGGUGAACAGAACAAUUCAGGAGGAAAGUACCAGGGGAGUGGACCGCGCAGAUAUAAUGACCAUCAGUCCAGCAGAUGGAGAGGUGAUUCGAAUCCAUCUUCUGAUGUCCGUGACCGUUCUGGAUGGUCUUCUUUCUCCAGCUGGAAUGCAAGGAAAACUCUGCCAGCAGAUGUCCAAAAUUAUUAUGCAAACAGGGGAAGGCAAGCUUCAGGGACGCAGUCAAGCUGGCAGGGGUCAGAGGAAGAACAGUACCAGGCUUCUUCAGAGCAAGAUACGUCACAAGGGGCAUCAUCAACCUUCAGUGACCAAACAAAUCAACAAAUGAAUGGUUCUCAGCAGCCUGUUAACAUGAUGCAUCAGCCUGUUUUACCGCAGCCAAUGAACCCUCCACCACAACCCAUGAACGUCUUUCCCUAUCCGAUGAAUGUCCAUCCCCCUUUAAUGCAUUUCCCUAAUCCGUAUAUCCACCCUCCUCCUCCGCUGAAUGUGCACACAGGGAUGUCAGCAGUGCCACCGACUGCUGCCGGAAAUCUACCAAACAGCCCGCCCCCACCACCACCUCCACCUCCACCAUCCCAGUCAGUGAACUUCCCAGUCCAACAGCUUGACGUGACACAACCUCAGAUCAUACCUCCUACCUGUAAUGCUUCUGAGGUGGAUGUGCAGACCAGUGUUGCCAGUGUACCCAUUCCAGCUGGAGGUCCAGGCAAGGCAGUGCCUGUUCCACCUCCUGUAGAUGUUUCUUCCGCCUAUCAGUCUGUCCAACAGGUCUUUGCUACUCUUUCUACUCCAAAGACUACAGUGGAAAAAGAAAGUCUGAAAGAAGAACCUGAAGCGGAAAAGACCAAAAAGGACAAGAAAUGUACCAUACAGGAAAGAGCCGUAGAAGAGGUGAAACUAGCCAUCAAGCCUUACUACCAGAAGAAGGACAUUACCAAGGAUGAAUACAAAGAAAUUGUCCGCAAAGCAGUGGAUAAGGUUUGCCAUAGCAAGAGUGGUGAAGUAAUCCCUGGAAAAGUAGCCAACUUGGUAAAAGCGUAUGUAGAGAAAUAUAAACAUGCAAGGAAAGGGAACGCAAAACAAAAUCCUGAGGAAUGCAGUAUCAUUGGGAACAAAUCUGUUUAAAUGGUGUAAAGAUAUCGCAGAUUGAUUACCAGUGUUAACAUGAACCCAGUGUAGAAUGAUGAAUAGGAAAUUUGUUUUCCAUUGGUUUAUAUAAUUUUCCUACAGAGAUUUUUUUUUUAAUUGAAGCGUUUGGGACAUCACAAUAACAUGAAGUGAGAAGCAUGCUGUUGUUAGUUAUCUGGAGUUGCGAGGAUAAUAUGAUCUGUCCUGGCCCUCCUGUGGGCUGUCAGUAAAUCAGCUGUAUAAAUGUGAUAUUUGUUUAGAUGAUUUCCUAAUGUAUCAAAUUAUCUUACUGAUUUUUUUUGUUAACUCUACUUAGUGUUUUUGUAAACAGUUUGUAUGCUGUACAAAUGCCUCCAGGUUUAACUGGAAGGAUGUGGAUCAUGUAGUUGCACUGAAGUCUGGCAGCUGAGGGCUGAUCAGCUAUUUCAGUGCAUUUAGGUUCUCAACAAAAAUGAUUGCUUAACUCUGCUAGGACUGUCGCUCAGUGGGAAAAUGUUUGAUAAAAGAUUUGACUCUAUAGUUUCAUUUUUGAGAAAAGCAGAAAAGAAUGGUUCAAAAUGUGAUAGUAUUCUGUAAUACUUAACCUACACACCGAAAUAAAUUUUCUGCUGCUUGUCAAAACUGUUUCUGGGUCUUGAUGAACGUGUAUCUGGGUUUAAAUUUGUUGAAGAUCAGAUGAGAAAUUUGUAUUUCUUCCCAAAAGUGUAAUCCUUUGUAGAAGUAUUUUUGUUUGAUAUUCAGGUGAUGGUAUUCUAUUAGUACAUUGCAUUAGCUGCUGACAUGUUCUGUUAUCUUUAAGUACAAUUAAUUAGUGUGGCAAUAGACAAUUUAAAUACUGGGGAUGAAUCUCAUUUUGUAAAUGCCUGUAUAUGAUCAAAUAUUGAAUGAAGCUCAAUUUUUUCUGGUACUAUCAAGGUUCUGGAUUUCUACAAUGCCCUAAACACUAUUGCCAGCAGUGCUUCAACAAACAAGAUCUGCUAAUACUGGUGCAGACCAGUAUCACGUGCUUGCUGGUUAUAGUGUGAUGGGAGUAACACACAUACAUGGUUGGUGCCACCUUUGUCUUUUUCAGCCAUUCUAUUUUUUUAUGUCCCUGCCCUGCCCUGGGAUUGCUUUGUAGUCUUAUCUAGUUAUAUUACCAAGAAAAUUGGCACAUUUCACAGUGGAACAUACUUGCAUUUUUGUGAAAAGAAUGACACAUUUUACAUUGGAGAUACAUCCAAUUUCCUACAAAACCCUCAGAGCAAAAAUAUACUAAUGAAAGGAAUAUGUAUGAGAAAUUUAUUCUAAGAUGAUGAAACCAGUAAAUUUAAUAUGGUUCAAUAAUGUUGAAAGUGUGAUAUUAACAUUGUGAAUUAUGUAAUAUGUUUGACAAUGGAAUAAUCUUGAAAGCUGUGUAUAUCCAAAGUUGCUUACCAUUUUAAGUAUUGAAUAUCCUUCAUUAAUAUUCAUAGACUGCCUAUACAAGGCAGAAAAGGUUUGAACAGAUCAUUAGAAAAUAAUUGAGUUAUGGUAAGUAUUUGAACUCUAUAACUACAAAGACUUAAGUUUCCAAACAUCUUGUGUAGCUUUUGUAAAAGUUGUUUGUUCUCAAUAGGCUUUGAAUGUAUUUCUUGUGACACUGGUAUUGAUCUCUUUAGCUGAAAUGAUUCAAUAAGUGAUGGGGCCUUUAAAUUUUCCUUAAAUAGAAGAGAAAUUUUCCCUCUUGUAUUGAAGAAAUUGUGGGUCGUAAUUUAAUUGAUAAUUUUAAAUUAUGGAACAUUGUGAUUUAUUGACCCCCUUAAACAAUCAAAGCAAAGUUUAUCAGGUGAGGGCCAUGUUAAGCAGGAUUAGCAUUUACAAGUCAUUGGUAUAGUUUGCCUCUGCAAUUCCAUAUUACUAAUUAUCUGCAAGUGAUUGUUGUGCAUUUUGGAAUCUCAAACUGUAAUUGCCCAGCACCAAAGAUUGCUUGAAUUUACCUCUAUAGCCAGUUGUGAAGAAGUGGUUUUCUGUUGAUAAUUUGUUUAUUGAGCUAAUGAGGAUAAAUCUUAGAUGUAUUUCAAUGCCUCAAUAUAUCAGAAACAUUGCUGAUAUUUGCUAUCACUGAUGCAAGCAAGGCUCUUUGUACAAAUCGUUCAGCUGGAGCUAAAUGGCUCUCUGGCCAGAACUUUAUACCAAAAGGUACAAGCUUUGGUGAAAUCCACUGAAGUGACUUAUUGUCUCACUGAUUCUCAGAUAAUCCAUUUUGUCACUGCUGAUCAAAUUACAUUGUGGUUUAUUGGAAGCUGUAAUUGCAGGUAAAAGACUGGUAAUGUAUUUCACAUACUUAUAACCAGGAUGUUAUCCAGGCCAAGCAUCUGCUUAAUAUUAUGGAGACUAAGUACCAGAUUUUCUCUGGUGCAUUUUUAACCUGAUAGAUAUUGGCACUAAUCAAGCUUAGACCUUACCACCACCUAAUCAGAUGCUCCAUUAUUUUAAUACCCUCUUUUCAUACAGAUUAUGUGCAGUAGAAUGAUUUCUUUAAAAAUGCUUACAAAUGGUUGUUGGCUCUGGCAUGGUGAUUUUAAUUUCUUUUCAGUAUGGUAGACUGGUGCAGGUAUUUGUC
Molecule: messenger RNA, 8016 nt
Organism: Mobula hypostoma (lesser devil ray)
Lineage: Eukaryota; Metazoa; Chordata; Chondrichthyes; Myliobatiformes; Myliobatidae
Gene: scaf11
Product: SR-related CTD-associated factor 11
Exons: 16
Coding region: 360-5429 (1689 amino acids)
Biological process (GO): spliceosomal complex assembly
Molecular function (GO): RNA binding
Source: RefSeq, a predicted model, not a curated record